AUGAGUCUGUUCGGACUUGGAAACAGAAACCAAAAGACAUUUCGGCCUAAAAAAAGUGCUCCAUCAGGAAGUAAGGGGGCGCAACUCCAAAGGCACAUUGAUGCUACCUUGGGUAGUGGCAACUUGAGAGAAGCUGUGCGACUACCCCCUGGGGAAGAUCUUAAUGAGUGGCUGGCUGUGAAUACUGUUGACUUUUUUAAUCAGGUGAACAUUUUGUAUGGUACCCUUACUGAAUUUUGCACAGCAUCGACCUGUCCAACAAUGACUGCAGGACCAAAGUAUGAAUAUAGAUGGGCUGACGGAGUUGCUAUAAAGAAACCCAUAGAGGUCUCUGCUCCUAAAUAUGUGGAGUAUCUGAUGGACUGGAUUGAAGCCCAGCUUGAUAAUGAAUCAAUUUUUCCUCAAAAAUUGGGUGCACCAUUUCCACCAAAUUUUCAGGAUGUCGUUAAGACAAUAUUCAAGCGGUUAUUUCGUGUUUAUGCCCACAUCUAUCACUCACAUUUUCAGAAGAUCGUGAGUCUGAAGGAAGAAGCUCAUCUCAAUACGUGCUUUAAGCAUUUUGUUCUAUUUACAUGGGAAUUUCGCUUGAUCGACAAGGGGGAACUCGCGCCUCUCUAUGAGCUUGUUGAGUCUAUCCUACAAUAG
Molecule: messenger RNA, 645 nt
Organism: Ilex paraguariensis (yerba mate)
Lineage: Eukaryota; Viridiplantae; Streptophyta; Magnoliopsida; Aquifoliales; Aquifoliaceae
Source: the annotation of a GenBank genome assembly